UCUGGCAUCGAUUCCUCGGCCUGUUGCUGGACAGGCUGCAUGACAGGCUACUACCCCCGCCCAGUCUCUCCCAGUGCCACCUUUCAUCUUCCAGAAGAGCUGGUUGAACGGCUAACGUGACGUUACACCCGCAGUUUUGCUAGCAAAGCAGGGAUACAAUACAGCUAUGUCCGAGGAGGUUGACGGAACGAGGACUUCGGAGGAACAGCAGGAAAUGGAGGACAAAGUAAUCAGUCCAGAGAAAGCGGAGGAGGCCAAACUGAAGGCCAGGUAUCCUAACCUGGGAGCCAAGCCUGGCGGUUCAGACUUACUCAGGAAAAGACUUCAGAAGGGGCCAAAGUAUUUUGACUCUGGUGACUACAACAUGGCCAAGGCCAAAAUGAAGAAUAAACAGUUGCCAUCAGCCCCAACGGAGAAGACUGAGAUCACUGGGGGGCACAUCCCAACACCUCAGGACCUGCCUCAAAGAAAGACUUCAAUCGUGGCCAGCAAACUGGCUGGUUGAUGGUUUUAUGUUUACUGUUUUGUUUUCAUUCCAACCCCCACUUCAUAUCUACCUGCCGUUUACAUUUUUGUUUAUUUAUCCCUUUAAAUGUAUUCUCUAUGAAACAAGUUAUGUAUCAAGCCAAAUUCUUGAGAACAAUUGGCAACUGUCAGGCACUGAAUUGCCAUUUAGUUAAAUCCAACAAAAAAUGGUAGCUGAACAUGUUUCUCAAGAUCCUAAAAGACUAGUCAUUGAUUAUACAAUUAUUAUAUGUGAAUGGAAGUUAAUGCUAUCUUAUGCUCACAUAACAUUUUCACUUUUAAGGAUAUAUGCCUCCAUACAAAUCGCCUGUCUAACAGCAGCUGAAGAGCAUGUGCAGAGGAAUCAUGUUCCACCAUGUUGCUGAUAAUUGCAGAUUCAAAAAUGGAGUUAUGACUACAGACAGUUUGCAUUGAUGUAUGUGUGAAGUAGAAGUGUAAUUUACAGAUUUGCCUUUCAGUUUGGAGGCAUGUCUGUUUAAAUAGUGAAAAGUGACAUAAUCCUUGUUUUUGUUUUCUAAUCCUUAAUUGUGUCCUUUCCUCACUCUGUGAAGCUGUUUGAUUCUGUACUUUUAAAGUACUGCAGAUUAGAUCACACACACACACACACACUUUGUAGGCAGUUGUAUUUUAAUUCAUUUUAGUGACAUUGGUUUGCAAGGACUUGCUGCUGGUCUCCAUGUCAUCCUGACCUCUAAAAUGGCCUUAAAAGUAAUGAAACGUUGUUCCUCUUGAGCAAUAUUUGCUCCCUCAGUAAGAAUCUUAGUUAUAAAUUGCCUGAAAUGUCUGUCACUGUCUGACUGAAAUCACUUAAGAUUUUAUGGAAAGAAACUCCCAUGACCUGUCUGGAGUGUGCAUGUGCAUUUACUGUGCAGUUGCACUGUGCCAUUUGUUUGUAAAUAAAAUAGUUUUGCAUAAUAUCUUAUAAGUACACUUA
Perca fluviatilis (European perch) is the source of this 1459-nucleotide messenger RNA. It is a transcript of the gene arpp19b, whose product is annotated as cAMP-regulated phosphoprotein 19b. NCBI's taxonomy places the organism in Eukaryota, Metazoa, Chordata, Actinopteri, Perciformes, Percidae. Gene Ontology annotation, molecular function: protein phosphatase inhibitor activity. The transcript is spliced from 3 exons. The record is from RefSeq and is a predicted model, not a curated record. Gene Ontology annotation, cellular component: cytoplasm. The coding region runs from base 167 to 505 and encodes 112 amino acids.